This is a messenger RNA of Pieris napi, 5047 nucleotides long. RefSeq lists its product as uncharacterized. The transcript has 2 exons. The record is from RefSeq and is a predicted model, not a curated record. Lineage: Eukaryota; Metazoa; Arthropoda; Insecta; Lepidoptera; Pieridae. The coding region runs from base 1013 to 4894 and encodes 1293 amino acids.
UUCAAAAAUAUUUAAAAAAUGCAAUGACUAUUAAGAUUGCAAAGGGUAUUUAGAGUGCCCUUUGUAUUUCUUAUCCACAUUUUACUGAUAGGUAUGGAUACUUGUUCAAACAUGCAGUCGAGUUGAAUAUCGUAACUAGAUAAUGAUAUCCAUUACCAGUCUAUAUAACCCGAUACUUGUAGAAAGAUUUAGUAUUGUGCUCUAAGUUCGACAAAAGUGAAGUGGUUGAAAGUUUGAAAUAAUAAACAACAAUGGAGGUAAGUUAUUUAAAUUUUAUAAAUUUGGUUUCAGUAAAUUCUUUAAUAAUUCCUAUUUAUUUUUUGAAACGCAUUUUGAUUUGUUUAUGUUAUAUUUCAGUCUUCAUACAACCUGAAAGAUGUGGAUAAAUGUUUCAGACCAUAUAAUUAUUAUAAUUUAUCUGAUGAUGAAGAAGAGGUUUUAAACAUAACAGAAAAUAAAAAUAAGAAGACCAAUCGUUUAGAUGACUUUUUUCUUCAAGAACCUGACCGGAAGAAGAAAAAAACUAAACUUUCUUCAAGUGUUGGCCGUGCAGGGAAGGAGGGAAGCAUUUCAUAUAUAUCGACUGAUAAAGAUGAUGGAAUGGACGCUGACAUACUUGUUAAAAUGGAAUUAUAUAGUUUAAAAAAGUUGAAAGAAAUCCCAGUGGCACAACAUUGGAAAAAUGCAGAUAUUCGUGUUAAAUAUUAUAUGAAAAACGAUUCCAACAUUGAUGUUCAGAUAAAGGAUAUUGUAUACAACAUAACAAAGGGGAUAUCCGAGGAAGAUAGUGUAAAACGUUACAGUUUUAAAAAUUAGUUUCAUUUAGUUUCUUCAUGCUUCAGAUUUUAAUACCAUAUGUUUAUAUAAUUAAGUAAUGUUUCAGUUUUCCAUUAGUAUAAAUACUAUGUUGCAUUGUACAAAGUCAAUCAUUGUGCUUUUUGUUGAAGACCUUUGCGCAUUAAGGUUAAAAGUGUGAGACAAAAAACAGUUGUGAAACAAAUACAUAUAUACAAUGUCUCAAGAAUGUGUUAGUGUUUUUUUUGAUGAAAUGGAUCAUGAAUUUGAAAGCUUAUCCAUUGAUACAAUUGAACUUUUCAACGUUUGUGAUGAAAUAGAAAGAAAUGAUUUAAAUCACCCAUUUUAUGAUCAAAGAAUGAUGGUGCUAUGUGAUGAAUUCGAUGGGAAACUGGUUGAUCAAAUGGGUCGUGGAACUAAAAGGAAAGCAGCUGUUGAUAUUAACUCUGCUGACAUCAAAAGAAUAAAAUCUGGAUCGAACAUGGAUCUUUCACGGUCUUCACAAGAGCAAUCAACAUCGAAUGAAGGUAAUAAUUUUAACAUGAAAUUUUGCUGUAUUUGUAAUAGAAAUGUUUCCAAAAAAUAUUUCGCUAAUCAUCUAAGGAGCAAUGCACAUAAAAAUAAUGUAAAUAAAAAACAACAUUCAAUAAAACCCAAUGUUAAGAUAAUUGAGACUGCGUUCGGUAAUAGAAUAAUAACCUAUAGAGUAACUUCAGAAAAUCAAAAUGAUUUACAGUUUGAGACACCAGAGUUAUUUCUUGCAUCUGUCAAAGAUACAAUAUUUACAAUAAUAAAUAAAUCUAUAGAAGAUCAUACAAUUUUAAAAAUAAAUUUCAUUUUAUAUGGUGACUUUGUUCAGGAGACAAAAAACAUUAACAACACUUUUGAUUUCCAAUCAAUGAAUUUUAUUGUUUGUAUUGGUGAUGAUUUAAAUAUAUUUUAUACAACUCUCACGAAAUCUCUAUUAAACUAUAUAAAUUCAUUCGAGAGAAAGGAUAGUGGGUGGAGUCUGAAAAAAAUUUUACAUUUGGAUAUGAAUUUAAAUCAAUUUAACCCUUUAAGAGGAAAAUCCUUUAUUGAGUUACCACAUGAUAUAAAAAUAAAAAAAGCUGUGAUAAAUGUUAAAAACACUGAUGAUGCCUGUUUUAAGUGGGCACUGUUAUCUGCUUUAUUUCCAAUUCAUAAAAAUUCGGAUAGAGUAUCAUCAUACACCAAAUACAGUCAUAAAUUAAAGUUCGGUAAUAUUAAAUUUCCAGUCAAAUUAAAGGAUAUACACAAAAUUGAAAGUCUUAAUAAUAUAAGCAUUAAUGUUUUUGGGUUAGAAUAUAAUGAACAAAGAAAAAAGCAUUGUAUUGUUGGGCCAUUGUAUUUUACAAAGAAUAAAAUGCAGACUCAUAUAAAUUUACUAUAUUUGACACAGGGUAAAAUCGGUCAUUAUUGUUAUAUAAAAAAUAUGUCACGAUUAAUAAGUAGUCAAGUUUCGAAAUCCAAGGAAGCUAUAUAUCUAUGUGACUUUUGUUUACAAUAUUUUUUAACAUCUGAACGUUUAAAUAACCAUCAAAAAAAUGAUUGCAGACAUAUUUGUACACAAAUACCAAGCGUAGAUAAAAAUAAAAAAAAUUGGUGGGGCGAUAUUGUAUCUGAAAAUAAAUUAAAUUUUGAUAAAUUUCAACGUAAAUUGAUGUUACCUUUUGUUAUAUAUGCGGAUUUUGAGGCUUUUUUAAGUCCCUUAGCAUCAUGUUCAAACGAUCCUUCAAAAUCACAUACAAUAAAUGUACAAAAACAUAAUGUGUAUAGUUUUGGAUACUACAUUAAAUGCUCAUACGAUGAUAAAUUGUCUAAAUAUGUAACAUAUACUGGUGAAAACUGUGCUUUAAAAUUUAUGGAAACCCUGAAAGAUAAUUUGACAACAAUUGUUAAAAAAAUUGGUUUCCAAAAAGUUGCUAAUAAAAUAUCACCAAUUCAGCAAGAUAUAGUUAGCAAAUCUAUUCAUUGUUAUAUUUGUAAUAAAAUUUUGUGUGGGAAUUCAAUGAUUUACCACGAUUGGUUUACUGGGGAAUUUGUUGGGGUCAUACAUAAAGUUUGUUCAGAAAAAUUUAGAGUACCUUACACUAUACCAGUCUUCUUGCACAAUUUAAGCCAUUAUGAUGCACAUUUUAUCGUACAUGCCUUAAACUUUGAUGAAGGUCAGGUAGAAGUUCUCCCACAAAACAAAGAAAAAUACAUAUCAUUUUCAAAGGUUCUUAAAAUCAAUAACAGUAAUGUAACUUUACGUUUUGUGGAUUCCCUAAAAUUUUUACCCAGUAGCUUAGAUACUUUAGCAAAAAAUUUAACAAAAAAUAAUUUUAAUGAAUUAUCAAAAUGCUUUCCCAAUUCAGAAGACUUUAAACGGCUGACUAAAAAAGGUGUAUUUCCAUAUGAAUUUAUUAAAGAUUUUGAUACAUUAAACUACAAUCAACUUCCAGAUCUUCCACACUUUUACAGUAGUCUCACAGAUUCCAUUAUUUCUAAUGAAGAUUACAACCAUGCCAAAGAUGUUUGGAAUCAUUUCAAUUGUAAAAAUAUGUUGGAUUAUUCAAAUCUUUAUUUAAAAACUGAUGUUUUAUUGUUAGCAGAUAUUUUUGAAAAUUUUAGGCGUGUUUGCAUUAAAACGUACGAUUUAGACCCGGCUCAUUACUAUACAGCACCUGGAUUAAGUUGGGAUGCUAUGUUAAAACAUACUAAAACAGAGAUUGAAUUACUUUCUGAUAUAGAUAUGAUUGCUUUUAUUAAAUCAGGAAUUCGUGGUGGUGUUUCGCAAUGUAGCACUCGCUAUGCAAAAGCAAAUAAUGUUUACAUGUCUGACUAUAAUGCGAAAGAUAAAGAGUCAUUCUUAAUGUAUUUCGAUGCCAAUAAUCUAUAUGGUUGGGCAAUGUCACAAUAUCUACCUACAGGUGGUUUUGAGUGGGUUAGUGCUGAUACAGAUUUUAAUGUUAGUUGUUCAUCAGAUAUAGGUUUUAUCUUAGAAGUAGAUCUGGAGUAUCCGGUGGAUUUACAUGAUAAACAUUCAGAUUUACCUCUUUGUCCAGAAAAUAUACCAGUUGGGGACGCUAAGGAAAUUAGAUUGAUUCCAAACUUAAAAAAUAAAUCCAAAUAUAUUAUUCAUUAUCGAAAUUUAAUUCAAUGUUUGAAAAUGGGUUUAAAAUUAUUAAAAGUUUAUAGAAUAUUAAAAUUUAAGCAGAGUCCAUGGUUAAAGAACUAUAUAGACCUUAAUACACAAUUAAGAACUCGAGCUAAUUCUGAUUUUGAGAAAGAUUUCUAUAAACUCAUGAACAACGCAGUUUUUGGUAAGACUAUGGAAAAUAUUGAGAAACGAGUUAACGUUAAACUGUUAACCCACUGGGAAAAUAGGGGCAAAGUAUUGGGGGCUGGGGAUCUAAUUGCUCAACCACAUUUUCACAGUGUUUCAAUAUUUUCUGAUAGUCUUGUUGCAAUUCAAUUAAACAAAAUGAAAUUAAUUUAUAAUAAACCUAUUUAUCUCGGAUUUUGUAUAUUAGAUAUAUCUAAAACGCUGAUGUAUGAUUUCCACUAUAAUUACAUGAAAGAGAAAUUUACUUCAAAUCUGAAACUACUGUAUACAGAUACUGACAGUCUCAUUUAUCAAAUAUUUACUAGUAACUUUUAUAAUGAUAUAAAGCCAGACAUUUGUACACAUUUCGAUACAUCAGAUUAUAAUCCAAAUAAUGUUUUUAAUUUUCCUCAAGUAAAUAAGAAAAAAUUAGGUUAUUUCAAAGAUGAAAAUUGUGGUAAAAUCUUUACAGAAUUUGUGGGUUUGCGAUCAAAAAUGUAUGCAUUACAGGUAGAUGAUAAAAUUAUUACUAAGGCGAAGGGUGUUAACAAAUGUGUCACUAAAAAAUUAACGUUGGAUAAUUAUAAGUCAUGUUUGUUUAAUAAAAACGUACAGCAUUGUAAAAUGUAUCGGUUUAGAUCAUUAAAACAUACAAUUUUUACACAGGAAAUAAAUAAGGUGUGUUUAUCUUUUAAUGACACAAAGCGGUACAUUUUACCAAACAAAAUCGAUACGUUACCUAUAGGUCAUUACCAAAUCAAUAGUAUGUAAUUAAGUAUUGUAAAUAUAACAAAUUGUAAAUUUUUAUGUAAAAUAAAUUUGUUUUGUACAUGUAUAAUGUAUAAACGUGUACUGUACAUUAAUAUUGUGAUAUAACACUUACAUUUUUUGUAUAUUUCAUAUAAAUAAAUUGUUUUUAAAAUA